This is a messenger RNA of Colletotrichum navitas, 2100 nucleotides long. Its product is annotated as heterokaryon incompatibility protein-domain-containing protein. The record is from RefSeq and is a predicted model, not a curated record. NCBI's taxonomy places the organism in Eukaryota, Fungi, Ascomycota, Sordariomycetes, Glomerellales, Glomerellaceae. The transcript has a single exon. Bases 1 to 2100 code for a protein of 699 amino acids.
AUGGCCGAGUACAAGCACGCCGCCAUCGGCGAGCGGGAUUUCAGAAUCCUCUCUCUCGCGCCAGGGAAGCCCGACGAGCCCCUCCGAGGCGACCUGCUUGUGCGCCCGAUCGAUGCCUACCUCAACGAGGCCGGAAAGCACGAGGGAGAGCUCCCCGCGUCGGCGGACUCGUACGAGGCCGUCUCCUACGUGUGGGGUUCCGAGGACAAGCCCCGGCGCAUCGUCAUCUCGCCCGCCGGCGCCGAGAUGGCCAUGACGGAGAACCUCUACCACUGCCUCAGGCGCAUCCGCCUCGAGGACCGCCCGCGUCUCGUCUGGGCCGACGCCCUGUGCAUCAACCAGGCCGACGGCGGGGAGAAGGAGUCGCAGAUCAUGCUGAUGCACGACAUCUACGUCGGCGCCCGCCGCGUGCUGGCCUACCUCGGCGAAGAGGCCGACGGCAGCGGCGAGGCCGUCGAGCUGAUCGAGAGGUACUGGCGCGUCAGCCUCCCGAACCCCCUCAACGCGGGCGCCCGCGCCUUCGUCGAGGGCCUGCUCUCCGAGCCGGUGCCGGAGGCGCCCGCGGGCGGCGAGGCGGAGCUGCCCCCGCAGGGCGACGACAAGUGGACGGCCGUGUCGCGGUUCUGGAACCGGCCGUGGUUCCGCCGGGCCUGGGUCGUGCAGGAGUUCAUCCUGGCGCGGGACGUGUUGAUGAUCUGCGGCGACAAGACCGUGAGCUGGUCGCAGCUGUGGCCCGCCACCGUCGCCCUGGAGGAGCCCGAGAGCCCGCCCUGGCCGCUGGUCAACGCCGCCGGCGAGGAGGUCAAGGGCGCCGCCGACCUGAUGGCCAACAUGGCGCAGCGGCUGCGGUUCUACCAACUCGGCUCCAUGAGGGGCAACUCGGACGGGCACGGGCACGGCGACGACGAAGACGACGGGCAUGAACACGGGGGUGGAUGCUGCGGAGGCCGCGGCGGCCACGAGCACGACGAGCACGACGAGGGCGAGAAGGCAGAGCAGGGCGAGGACGAUGAAUGGGAAUCGGAGGACGGCGAGGAGUCGGACCGCUCGACAGACCUCCUCAGCCUGCUCCUGUCGUUCCGCGAGGUCGAGGCGACCGACCCGCGGGACCUCUACUUUGCGCUCCUCGGCCUCGCCUCCGACGGCGACAGGGAAGAGUUCCGCCCCGACUACUCGGCCACGUUCGAGCAGACGGCCCUCCGCUUCGCCCGCACCCUCCUCCACGAGCCCUUCAGCGAGGAGCUGCUCGACCACGCUGGCGUCGCCGAGAGCCUCAACGGCGAGGGCUUCCCCUCCUGGAUCCCCGACUUCCGCAGGCCCUGGCGGCGCAUGACGGUCGCCGACGCCGCCGAAUCCGAGGCCGCCGGCGAGACGGACUUUGACUUCGGCUUCGACCCCAACGAGGCCGAGGACGUGCUCCUCCUCAAGGGCGUCAAGGUGGACACCAUCACCCACGUCACGGCCGUCCCGCGGCCGGCGCACCUGCACGCAGAGCAGCCGUCGCUCUGGGUGAAGCGGGACAUGGUGACGCUCUCGAAGCUGCUCGCCGGCAUGCCCGGGUUCGAGGAGGCGGCGUACGCGGCGACGGGGGGAGAGGAGUCCGGGCUCGAGGCGGUCCUCCGGGCGCUGACGUUCUUCCGCACCGAGGCGGACGAGGAGGAGCAGGGGGAGGUGCCGACGACGACGCUGAAGCUGGCGUGGCGGUUCUGCACGGCGGUCGAGGACGACGACCUGUCGGCGGCGCGGCCGGAGCGGGAGGCGCUGCGCAGGGAGAUGAUGCUGUCCGGGUGCACGGCCGAGGAGGCGGGCGAGGCGCUCGAGGCGGCGGCGCAGGUGCUGAUCAACCGCGUGUUCCCGAUGCGGGCGGCGCUGGACCUGGUGCUGGCCAAGGGGGAGCGGUACGUGGGCAUGGUGCCGGACGGGUGCGAGGCCGGCGACGAGGUCUGGGUGGUGAAGGGGUGCAACGCGCCGUUCGUGCUGCGGCGGAGCGCGCAGAGGGAGGGCGAGAGGCGCAUCGUGGGCGCCGCGUACGUGCACGGCAUCAUGAACGGCGAGGCCGUCGGGGAGGACACCGACUUCGAGCCGGUGGCGAUUCACUGA